Hibiscus syriacus is the source of this 531-nucleotide messenger RNA. RefSeq names its product histone H3.2-like. The coding region runs from base 1 to 531 and encodes 176 amino acids. Gene Ontology annotation, cellular component: nucleosome. NCBI's taxonomy places the organism in Eukaryota, Viridiplantae, Streptophyta, Magnoliopsida, Malvales, Malvaceae. The record is from RefSeq and is a predicted model, not a curated record. Gene Ontology annotation, molecular function: DNA binding; structural constituent of chromatin; protein heterodimerization activity. The transcript has 2 exons.
AUGAAUACUCAGAAUGAAGAAAGAGGUGUUUGCCUGCAAUUAUUAAUCCGAGGAAGAACAAGUCACGAAAUCACCUCUUUUGCUGGGAAUAUUGUUGAUGUGAGCAAGUUCUUAUUGAUUUACAGAUCUCUUUACACAUUGCUCGUACCAAGCAAACAGCUAGGAAAUCAACCGGCGGCAAGGCUACACGUAAGCUGCGAGGAAGUCAUUCUAGCCACCGGAGGAGUGAAGAAGCCUCACCGUUUCAGGCCGGGAACCGUUGCUCUUAGGGAAAUCAGGAAGUACCAAAAGAGCACUGAGCUCUUGAUUCGAAAGCUUCCCUUCCAGAGGCUGGUGGGGGAAAUCGCUCAAGAUUUCAGGACAGAUUUGAGGUUCCAAAGCAGCGCCGUGGCCGCUCUUCAAGAAGCUGCCGAGGCCUAUCUCGUCGGACUGUUUGAGGAUACUAACUUAUGUGCCAUUCAUGCGAAGAGGGUUACCAUUAUGCCUAAGGAUAUUCAGCUUGCUAGGAGGAUUAGAGGUGAGAGAGCUUAG